GUCAUGACGUAAGCUCCGGUUGCAGUGCUGAGUCGGAAGUGGGAACCCUUCGGCCGCUGAGAUUCUGUCGUGUCGUCGCUGCUGGCCCUCAGGCUCUGCCCCUCCCCCUAGGUCUGGAUGGAGGAUACUUUAAAGUGAAAUGACAGACCAGGAGAAUAACAACAACAUCUCAAGUAACCCCUUUGCUGCUCUUUUUGGCUCCCUGGCUGAUGCCAAGCAGUUUGCAGCAGUCCAAAAAGAGCAGCUGAAACAGCAAUCUGAUGAACUCCCAGCCAGCCCAGAUGACUCAGAUAAUAGUGUGUCAGAGAGCCUGGAUGAAUUUGAUUACUCUGUGGCUGAGAUUAGCCGCUCAUUCCGUUCACAGCAGGAAAUAUGUGAGCAACUCAACAUCAAUCACAUGAUCCAAAGGAUCUUCCUCAUCACUCUGGACAACAGUGAUCCAAGCCUGAAAAGUGGGAAUGGCAUCCCCAGCCGUUGUGUGUAUUUGGAAGAAAUGGCAGUAGACCUGGAAGAUCAAGACUGGCUUGAUAUGAACAACGUAGAGCAGGCUGUCUUCACUCGCUUAUUACUUCAAGAUCCAGGCAACCACUUGAUUAACAUGACCUCUUCUACAACGUUGAAUCUCUCUGCUGAUCGAGAUGCAGGGGAGAGGCACAUUUUUUGUUACCUUUAUUCCUGUUUCCAAAGAGCCAAGGAAGAGAUUACCAAAGUUCCAGAGAACCUGCUACCCUUUGCUGUGCAGUGCAGGAACCUCACUGUGUCCAAUACCCGAACAGUUCUCCUCACCCCAGAGAUCUAUGUUGACCAAAACAUCCAUGAGCAACUGGUAGAUUUGAUGUUGGAAGCCAUCCUAGGAGGCCAUUUUGAAGGUGUAACUGAGUUUCUGGAUGAGGUCAUCGAAGCCUUGAUACUGGAUGAGGAAGUUCGAACAUUUCCAGAAGUCAUGAUUCCAGUGUUUGAUAUUUUAUUGGGCCGAAUAAAAGAUCUAGAACUCUGCCAGAUCCUGUUGUACGCAUAUCUGGACAUUCUUCUGUAUUUCACUAGGCAAAAGGAUAUGGCAAAGGUUUUUGUAGAAUACAUUCAGCCCAAGGAUCCUAGUAAUGGGCAGAUGUACCAGAAGACCUUGCUGGGAGUAAUCCUGAAUAUCUCCUGCUUAUUAAAGACUCCGGGUGUAGUAGAAAACCAUGGCUACUUCCUGAAUCCAUCUCGUUCCAGUCCCCAGGAGAUCAAAGUACAAGAGGCCAACAUUCACCAGUUCAUGGCUCGGUUCCAUGAAAAGAUCUACCAGAUGUUGAAGAACUUACUCCAGCUCUCUCCAGAAACCAAACACUGUAUCUUGUCCUGGCUUGGAAACUGUUUGCAUGCAAAUGCAGGCCGCACCAAGAUUUGGGCCAAUCAGAUGCCAGAAAUCUUCUUCCAAAUGUAUGCCUCGGAUGCCUUCUUUCUAAAUCUGGGUGCUGCUCUCCUGAAGUUAUGCCAGCCAUUUUGCAAACCCAGAUCCUCUCGGCUCCUCACCUUUAAUCCCACUUACUGUGCCCUGAAGGAAUUGAAUGAUGAAGAACGAAAAAUAAAAAAUGUACACAUGAGAGGUUUGGACAAAGAAACCUGUUUGAUCCCAGCUGUGCGGGAGCCAAAGUUUCCUCAGAACUACAACCUUGUAACAGAAAACCUUGUCCUGACAGAGUACACCUUGUACUUGGGAUUUCACAGGUUGCAUGAUCAGAUGGUAAAAAUCAACCAAAAUCUGCAUCGGCUGCAGGUAGCCUGGCGGGAUGCUCAGCAAAGUUCUAGCCCUGCUGCUGACAACCUCCGUGAGCAGUUUGAACGACUGAUGACCAUUUAUCUUUCUACUAAGACUGCCAUGACUGAGCCGCAAAUGCUGCAAAACUGCCUAAAUUUGCAGGUGUCCAUGGCUGUUCUCCUAGUUCAACUGGCCAUAGGCAAUGAGGGCUCACAGCUGAUAGAGCUAACUUUUCCUUUGCCAGAUGGCUACAGUUCUUUGGCUUACGUGCCAGAAUUUUUUGCAGAUAACUUGGGUGAUUUCCUCAUUUUUCUCCGCCGCUUUGCCGAUGACAUCUUGGAGACAUCAGCAGAUUCCCUGGAACAUGUCCUUCAUUUUAUCACCAUUUUCACUGGAAGCAUAGAAAGGAUGAAGAAUCCCCACCUAAGGGCCAAACUCGCUGAGGUGUUGGAAGCAGUGAUGCCCCACAUGGAUCAGACCCCAAAUCCCUUGGUAUCCAGUGUGUUCCACCGGAAACGUGUGUUCUGCAACUUUCCCUAUGCAUCCCACCUUGCAGAAGCUCUAAUCAAGGUCUUUGUGGACAUUGAGUUUACAGGAGACCCCCAUCAGUUUGAGCAGAAGUUUAAUUACCGCCGCCCCAUGUAUCCCAUCCUCAGGUACAUGUGGGGAACAGAUACCUAUCGAGAGAGCAUUAAGGAUUUGGCUGACUAUGCCUCUAAGAAUUUAGAAGCCAUGAAUCCCCCACUUUUCCUCCGCUUUCUUAACCUGCUAAUGAACGAUGCCAUCUUCCUUUUGGAUGAAGCCAUACAGUAUUUGAGCAAGAUAAAAAUUCAACAAAUUGAGAAGGACCGAGGUGAAUGGGACAGUCUGACUCCAGAAGCCCGCCGAGAGAAGGAGGCUGGCCUACAGAUGUUUGGACAGCUGGCACGUUUCCAUAACAUCAUGUCCAAUGAAACAAUUGGUACCCUUGCCUUUCUGACAUCAGAGAUCAAAUCCCUCUUUGUGCAUCCUUUCCUGGCUGAGCGCAUCAUCUCCAUGCUGAACUACUUCCUGCAGCACCUGGUUGGCCCCAAGAUGGGGGCCUUAAAAGUCAAGGACUUCAGUGAAUUUGACUUCAAACCCCAGCAGCUCGUUUCAGAUAUCUGCACCAUCUACCUAAAUCUUGGGGAUGAGGAGAAUUUCUGUGCCACCGUGCCCAAGGAUGGACGUUCCUAUUCCCCAACUCUCUUUGCACAGACAGUCCGAGUCCUGAAGAAAAUAAAUAAGCCUGGGAAUAUGAUUGUGGCUUUCAGCAACUUAGCAGAGAGAAUCAAGUCUCUAGCAGACCUCCAGCAACAGGAAGAGGAGACCUAUGCAGAUGCCUGUGAUGAGUUUCUGGAUCCCAUCAUGAGCACACUGAUGUCUGACCCUGUGGUGCUGCCAUCUUCCAGAGUCACUGUGGAUAGAUCCACCAUUGCCAGACAUUUGCUCAGUGACCAAACAGAUCCCUUUAACCGUAGUCCCCUCACCAUGGACCAGAUCCGGCCAAACACAGAACUAAAAGAAAAAAUCCAACGGUGGCUCGCAGAGAGGAAACAACAACAAAAGGAGCAAUUUGAAUAAAUACUGUGACCUAAACAAACCAAAAACCAACCCCAGAGUGUAGAUAAACAAUUGUUUGUGGUUUCUCUCUUUCUGGUUCUGUUCCUUUCCUUUUUCUUGCUUGCUUUUUUUUUCUUCACCCUUUACUAAAUUAGAGAACUGCUCUUUCUUAAAUUAUGAUAAUUAAAAUUCCUAAGAACUUUACAGUGCUCCUAGCUUGCAGGAAAUUAUACUUAUAGCAUCACCACGUUUGGAAAUCAUCACUAAUUUUUACCCUUUGUUAUAUCUCUUCCUGUUCUUUCUUCUUCUUCCUUUUCUUACCUUAAAUUACAUUAACUUCAACUACUAAAACCUCCUGCCACCUUACUAUUUCUCUUCAAGAACUGCUCAGACAUCUUUGGUGAGCACUGCUUUUAAGUAUAUGAUGUCACGUAUUUCAGUGACAGCUGAUAUCAGAAAGUCCUGUGUUAUCAAGGUAUUUACUAGACUUUAUGACCCAGACUUCAGCCCUUUUCCUUGUUACAGCUCUGCAAUGUUACAGAAUAACAUUUUGUAUAAAAGCAGAUACCUUGAUGUUUGAGUAGAUUUUUGAAUAAGAUGAAAGAUGACAUGAAAAAAAUCUUACGCAACCUCAGUUGGUAGCUCUUAGUUUUGUGUUAUCUUGUAACUCAAAGAUACCUUGGAGGCCAAACACUCCCCCAUGGAGUUGUCAUUACCACAGAAAAUUUAGCCCUAUAAUAUUUUUAGGAGGAUUGGUAGAACAAAUUUGCAGUUUUGACACUUUAUUCAGAAAAUUCCGAGGUGAAAAAAGAAGGCUGUUGGGCCCUUUUCAUCUACUGGAAAUCAAGGACUAGGCUUGAUUAGAAAAGUUAGGCAGGGCUUCCCUGGUGGCGCAGUGGUUGAGAGUCCGCCUGCCGAUGCAGGGGACACGGGUUCGUGCCCCGGUCCGGGAAGAUCCCACAUGCCGCGGAGCGGCUAAGCCCGUGAGCCAUGGCCGCUGAGCCUGCGCGCCUGGAGUCUGUGCUCCGCAACGGGAGAGACCACAACAGUGAGUGAGAGGCCCGCUAACCGGAAAAAAAAAAGGCAACAAAUAUUGUAACUAUGAAAAAUGUCAUUUUAAGACACUAAUAUCAGCAGUAUAUAUAUAUAUAUAUAUAUAUAUGUAUAUAUAUAUAUAUAUAUAUACACACACACACACCUACAUACACAUACCAUGUACAUUUUUAUAUUGGUCUAGUGUAAACAGAGUACCACUUUAUAUUGUCUCUUCCAUGGUAAGAUGUAUGCAGUGUGUGGCCAUGUUUAACUGUAAAAUGUAUAUAGUUAACGUUUGUUUGGGCUUAUGACCUGACUUCUAAGAGCUGCUUCUAACUCAGCCUUAGGUCAUCAAUUAACAGAGCAGGAAUUUGAGCACAACCUUGUCCACAAACCAUUUUAAAUACCCACUUAGCCCUAUGUAGUUAGUAGAUGGAUGGGCCCCACUUUUAAAAGUUGAGCCUGAGUUCCCUACUGAGUUGUGCAGCUUAACAUGCUGAGUGAGGCACAUUCCCCUAUGGACUGUCUAUAUCACUAUCCCUCUAAGCCCGAAAAUAUAACUGACAAGAAAAGUGGUAUGAUCUAGAAACGGAUCAUUGCUUCAUUUAGAGGAUAUUAUUGUUAACCAUGGCCUCUUUCAAAUAAGAUGGUAGUUUUACGGUAAUCCAACACAAGUUGUUAUAAGCAGUCCUUGAUGUGUUUUUGAUGGUAUCAGCUGGAAACCCUCAAGUCAGAGGGCAUUCCACACUAGAUAUAAAGUAGAUGUUGCCUAUUGCUGUGCUUAAUAAAUGAAAAAGGCAGUCUAGGACUCUCGCAAAUGCCAGAAUGUAAGAUAGUAAUUCAGUAUGCUCCCUGGGCCUUUAAGGCAUGGGUUGACAGAAUUUAUUUUCUUAAAAUGAGCUUCAUUUCAUAUUUAUUAUCCUCCUUUACUUCUCUGAGAAUGAACUGUAUAAAAUAAGCUUCAAUUUACUUGCAUUUAUCUUCCAAAUCCAAUGUAGUAGGAUAUUUUCAUUUUUAAAAGAAGUGGGGAAAAGACCAGAGUUUUAUAGGAGAAAAUUGGAGGAAAAAACGGGCACAAAACCUCAGAAGGCAGCUGUUCCCAGCAGCUUUCUAGUUAACAACCUCUAUGCUGCCUCUUGUAUCUGUGUCUGUAUUCUACUUCUGUAUUAAGUCUUCAGAUUGUAAGCCUUUUCUGGCAAGGUUUUUUGUUUUGUUUUGUUUUGUUUUAAUCUCUUUUCCUGAAACUUUUUAUGAAUGGCUAUGGCACCAUUAAUGCUGCUGAAUAUCUAUAAACUCAUCACAAAGGCAAGUGCGUAGCUUAAGGCCACUAUUGGUAAGGAAACCAAGUGUCCUCUGUGCCUUUUUCCUUUCCUUGAAGUAAUUUAAGACAUCCCAAAA
Molecule: messenger RNA, 5755 nt
Organism: Physeter macrocephalus (sperm whale)
Lineage: Eukaryota; Metazoa; Chordata; Mammalia; Artiodactyla; Physeteridae
Gene: UBE4A
Product: ubiquitination factor E4A
Exons: 20
Coding region: 140-3343 (1067 amino acids)
Biological process (GO): protein polyubiquitination
Cellular component (GO): ubiquitin ligase complex; cytoplasm; nucleus
Molecular function (GO): ubiquitin-ubiquitin ligase activity
Source: RefSeq, a predicted model, not a curated record